Messenger RNA from Strongylus vulgaris, 282 nucleotides. Lineage: Eukaryota; Metazoa; Nematoda; Chromadorea; Rhabditida; Strongylidae. The record is from the annotation of a GenBank genome assembly.
AUGCCUCUCAUCCAUGUUGAAAACGAUGGUGAGCUAGAGUUGUGUCUCGUUUAUCAGGAUACAUUCAGUGAAAAAUUUGAAUUUAUCUCUGAUUUUGGUUUAUCCAAAAUAGCCGAAGAACUUGUAGGCACUAAGCCGGAUGAAGGCACUAAGCCGGAUGAAGGUGAACCACCGCUUGAACAAAUUCCGCUUCGUUGGAUGGCACCCGAAUGUCUGAAGCGUCCACAACUUUGGUCAUUGAAGAGCGAUGUUUGGAGCUAUGGUGUGGUGAGUCUGAUAUAG